UUUUUUUUUUUGGCGACCUCAGGGUGCGCCCUGAACUGUGCUGCGCAGUGAGCGCAUAGGUGGAAUCUGGGACAAUGACUGCGUAGCUCCGGAAGAGACAAAGGGAUCAGAGGGGAAGGUGUUUGAGAUACACGUCUCAACUGAUACUUAUCACGCAUCAUGGCAAGGCGGGUCAGACCUGGCUUUUACCGACAAGAAAUAAACAAAAGCGUCUGGGAAGUACCGGACCGGUACCGCGACCUGAUUCAGGUGGGGACCGGAGCGUACGGAACUGUGUGCUCAGCGCUGGACUCCAGGACGGGAACCAGAGUGGCCAUCAAGAAGCUCUACAGACCCUUCCAGUCUGAGGUGUUCGCCAAGCGGGCCUUCAGGGAGCUGAAGCUUCUCAAACAUAUGAAGCACGAAAAUGUCAUUGGCCUUCUAGAUGUGUUUACUGCAGACCUUUCUUUGGACCGAUUCAAAGAUUUCUGUCUGGUGAUGCCGUUCAUGGGAACUGACCUGGGGAAGCUGAUGAAGAAGACCAAACUAUCGGAAGAAAAAAUCCAGUGCUUGGUUUAUCAGACUCUGAAAGGACUCAAGUACAUCCAUUCUGCUGGUAUAAUUCACAGGGAUCUCAAACCAGGAAAUCUUGUCGUCAACCAAGACUGCGAGCUCAAGAUCUUGGACUUUGGCUUAGCUCGGCAGGCGGACACUGAGAUGACAGGCUACGUGGUGACCCGAUGGUACAGAGCCCCGGAGGUCAUCCUCAACUGGAUGCACUACACACAGACGGUGGAUAUUUGGUCUGUGGGCUGCAUCAUGGCAGAGAUGCUGCAAGGAAAACCCCUUUUUAAAGGCAGUGACCACCUAGAUCAGCUGAAUCAGAUCAUGAAGGUCACAGGAACGCCAAGUCAAGAAUUCAUAUCAAAACUAGACUCCGAGGAUGCUAAAAGUUACCUCAAAAGUCUCCAAAAAAUAGAGAAGAAAGAUCUUAAGACAUUGUUUCCAUCUGCUAGUUCCCAAGCCCUGGCGGUGCUGGAGCGCAUGCUUCUGCUAGAUCCUGAGGAAAGAGUGACAGCUGUGGAGGCUCUGUCGUUGCCUUACUUUGCUGUAUUUCGAGAACCGGCAGAGGAGACUGAGGCUCAGCCGUACGACAACUCGCAUGAAGACAAGGAGUUGACUUUGGACCAGUGGAAACGUUGUGCCUUCACAGAGAUCUUGAGCUUCCAGCGUACGUUGUUGGAUGCAAAGGAAACGCCACUUUAAAGACGAGUGAACUACAGCUGAGGACCAAAACAAACUAAUUCUGAACAAAGAGGACUUUUUGAUUAAUACAGGCCUGCUGCAGAUGCAGAUUUUAGGAUUUUCUACAGUAAUUUGUUAAAGCGACGCCUUCAAGCUUGUCACUCCUACACAGCCCCGUGUUGUCGUUGCCCUAACCAACAGCUCUGAAGUGUUUUGAGAUGUCAGAAGGCGUCUUCAGUUCAGACUAGUGGGAAUUUAAGGAACAUCUCCUCUUCAACGACAAGGAAACACCUGCACCUGAGUCUGGAGGAAAUCUUUGAGUUUCUGUACAAACGGUUGCCAUUUUCAAGCAUUCCUUUCCGUUUAACUUGUUCUUGAUAGCUAAGUGUAUCAAACGUUUUCAGACAUAUCUGGUACUAUUCAUUUCCUUCUUUCUGCUCCAUCUCAAAAGGUUACUUAUGAUUUCUUUUUUUUUUUUUGUAAUUUGACACGAGCAAAAACCUUUCUGGUUACUAAAGCAGAGCAAUUUUUGCAUUGCUGUUUUAAAAGGCCACAUCACCAGCAGCAUGUCCAACACUGAAGUAAAGAUACUUACAAAAACUUUUACAAAUUAAAGGUUAUUUUAAAAAAAACAUAAAGGUAUUAUUAUUAUUAUUAUUAUUCUUUUUUGCAUUGAGUUAUAGAUUUAACAAUCUUAAAACAAAUUAUACAUUUUUAACUUAGUGUUUUUUUAAUAUGGACAAUGUGGCUCACUCAUUCAGAGAUGAAUGGAGGCUCUUUAGAAUAUAAUUUAAGGUUUUAUUUUGCCUUUCUUUUGGUUAAAAAAACACAAAAAGAGCAUUUUAAAUUUGUUUUGGUAUUAAAUGGUCACAAAACCAGGUUUAUCUGGUUAAACCUGAACUGAAUUUGAUCACUGACGUUGGAUGUAUUAAGAGUUUGGGAUUUGUGAAAUUCCUUCAUGAGCAAAAAAGGGGAUUCUUGGUUUUCAUGAAAAUGCUGAAGUCAUUCUUGUAAAAAUGAAUACAUUGUAUUUCCUUAAAUGUCUCAUAAGAUAUGCAAUAAGAUAGUUUUUAGUUUGUUUUUUUCGUGUUUUUUGCAGAAAGAGAUUUGUUAGGUUGUUAAUGGGGGUCAGUAGGGGGGCUCUCACCAUUCCUGCAGAAAUCUCCUCUGCAUUGAACUAUUUGGCUACUUUAUGAUAUACACUGAUCAGUCAUGCAUUACCACUAAACUAGGCAGCAUUAUUUCCAUGUUAACUUUAUUUGUUUUGUUUUUAUUUCAUUAAACUAUCCAGAACAUAACAAAUAUAAGAAUUAAUUUGAGUAACCACAUUUUAAUAUUUAAUAUUUUUACCAUUUUAGUUUUAUAUAACUUCUCCAUGAGCAAUGGGUUUUUCCAAUAUAUUUUGAAACAAACGAUUAGAUUUAUUUUUUAUUUUUUAAACCUGUGCAUUUGUAUGAGGGGUCUUCUUGUUUCUACCAGGUGCCUUACAGAUAGUAACAGAACACAAGUAGUGCUGAGCAGAACAAGAAUUUUCUCACCAGGUUAUGCGCAAUAAUCCCCCUAUUGAUUAAAGAAAAAAAAAA
Molecule: messenger RNA, 2807 nt
Organism: Poecilia reticulata (guppy)
Lineage: Eukaryota; Metazoa; Chordata; Actinopteri; Cyprinodontiformes; Poeciliidae
Gene: mapk12a
Product: mitogen-activated protein kinase 12a
Biological process (GO): protein phosphorylation
Molecular function (GO): ATP binding; MAP kinase activity
Source: RefSeq, a predicted model, not a curated record